This is a messenger RNA of Symbiodinium sp. CCMP2456, 2861 nucleotides long. Lineage: Eukaryota; Dinophyceae; Suessiales; Symbiodiniaceae. The record is from the annotation of a GenBank genome assembly.
AUGAUGCCUUCGGAGGUCCCUGUCCCAGCCCCGCGAGGCGGAGGUGGGGAAAAGCCUAGUGAAACUGCAUUCUUGAAGGCCCUUCAGGCCCUUCUAGUGCAGUAUCGCGGAGCGGGAGACAACCGGCCGGCUCCACCCGCAGCCAAAGGCAAGGGCGGGCACAGGGGCACCGCGAAGUCCCAAACACGAGUCUCCGAUUCGCAAGUCCUUGAUGCGGUGGUUAGAUUGGUUGUUAGGGCACAAAACCAAGGCGCCAACGGCAUCCUCGACCGUUUGAGCAGUCUCGUUCAGAACGCAGCUGAGGGCAAACCCAUCGCUAGUGGAAGAGCUGAGCGACGGCGGAAGGCCAAGGAGCGCAUGCAGACGCCUCUUCAAUCGUUCUAUGGCCCGCUGAAGGGUAAAGGAAAACCGCUCAAAGGUGCAGGUCAGCAGGGCAAGGGGCCAAGUGACACCCAGACCAAGGGGGCCGUGCGGCCCAUCAGUCCAGGGUGGCAACCACUUGGGCAAGCCAUUCCCGCUGAUGAAGCCGCAAAGCGGCUUAAGGCCCAGAAGCCGUUGCGAGCUCAGUGGAUCGUCGCUGACUCUCAGGAGCAAGCCGCAAAUAUUGCGCAGCUGGCUCAGGUGACUGAGUUCAAUGAGAAAGUCGGCAUCGUGUCUGAGAAGCCCAUUCUGGGCGAAACCUCCGCCAAAGUUGAUCUCCCAUCGCAUUGGCAAGGCAAGGCUAAGGUCAAGCAGUGGCACUCUGUGCCGCUCGUGGAUGCUGCAGGCAAGCCCGAGGCUGCCAACCUGCGGCGUAUCUCCACGGUUGUUCCAGCCGCUAAGCUCUCCAAAACGAUCCGUGUCUCGUUCGUCAAGAGCUUCAUGGAGCCGAGCUUGUGGCAGCAAGUGGGCCAACAGCCUACCGAUGCCGCCAUGAAAUUGCUGCAGGUCAAGAUGAAUCGAGGCGAGGCUUGGCGCCUCCAGUCACAUGCCGACGAAGCUGUGUUGACCGGUUACCUUACGGGGCCGGAGUGCGAGGCUCUCAAGGCCCUCAAAGCUUCCGGUAAACAUGGCACUUUCUGUGAACAGCUGCUGCGAGACCAACCGACCAAGGACCUCGUGCAGUGGGUUCCUCCGGGAGCUCUUCAAGGUUUAGCCUACUGGCGUGAAGUCAGCAAAGCAGGCUCAAGGCCAGAAAGGGCGCCUCUGCUUGGCGUGUCCGUAACGUGCCACGGUGGUGGUCCCGUGACGACUUGCUUGAGGCCAUGGCUCCUGAAAGGCGUUCUCACGAACGACAAUCCAGUGCCUGCCAGUGAGUACGCAGGCCAGCCCGAAGCGGCCGACAUGCUUGUGGAGGACGACGAGGAAACCAAAAACGCUGAUGCAGGACAGCCGGCGGAGGACAAAAAGAGGACUGCUGCUAGUGUUGCUCAGGGUGGAGCCGCUCAGCCCGCUAAGAGACCAGCGCAAGGGCUCUCUAAGGAGGAGGUCACGGCCGCAUGGCGGCUGUACGAGUGUGGCCAGCAGGGACAGUGUUUCUACACCAGUGCUACCGCUGCGUACCUGCUUCGCUCGGGCACAGUGUUCAAGAACAUUGAGAGCAAUCUCCCGGAGAAGGGCAGAGGCUUGCGCAUGAAAAUCGCUCAAGAGGUUGCGGAGCAUCAAGCCCACUACAGAGGCUUCUUCGCUCCCAGCCCUAUGCCUACGGGCGACGACGAGGCUGCUAAAGAGGCUAAGGAACGCAUGCACCGCAUCGAGGAUGGCGAGCCGCCGCAGACUUGGGAGCAGUAUCUGUCAGCCUUGCAUCGCCCCAAAAGAUGGGCGGAUGAGAUCUCUUUCAGGGCCGCUUGUAGGCUUUUGGGGGUCAACCUCACCGUUGUGCAGGGUGAUCUUAGCCUCCCCGAAAGGGUCUUUGCUUACAGCCGAGGUUCCAAGACCACCUUGUUCCUUCACUUUGCGGCAGGGCACUAUCAAUGCCUCCACCCUGUAGGUCCGUUUCCAGGAUAUAUCGACAAGGCGGCUGCUCCCGACGGGCAAGUGCCAAGAGGAGGCGGCCACCUCAAGGGGGCCCCGCAAGAAACGAUUGAUACCUCAUGGAUGCCUGCCUCUCCCGCGUCAAGCCAGGGCAGUGACAGCAAGGUCUCUAACGGCCCAGCCACGGACUCCCACCUUCCUGACCCGUCGCCGAGUCCUAGACCCGACCUCGCCGUGAACGGCCCUAAGGGGCUGAGGGAGAGCACUGGCCCUGCCAGCUGUCGUGCAGCCAGCAACACACGCGGCGCUGCCAGUCUUCGUGAGAGACGACGCUCUGGCGUCACCAACCGCUGCAAGUCUAAGCCCCCCAAUGCCGCUCUGCAGCCCGCGUGCUGCGGCACUGAGGUGGUCGUUGGUGAGCGAGAUGACAAAGAGCGCAGGGCUGCCAGGAGACAGAAGCUUUCUGACAAGGCUAAAGCUGUCGCCAGGGUUGAGGUCGCUGGCAGCACUGUCCGGCAAGCUUCCCUUAGCCGUGAUCUGCACAUCUCGAGGGCCCAUCCGGGUAUGGCUCGUGAGGCUUUCACUGACCUGAGAACUGUCAGUCCGCACGAGCCAGCUGUGUUCGAUUGCCCCGAUCCUUGUUGGGCGUGUGCGUGGUGCUACAGGCUGUUGCCUCGGGGCAUGAGCAGUUGGGUGAAGUCGAAAUCCAUCGCGUAUCACCUUGCCAAUUGCGCCAUCGCUCCUGCCGGGGCAGACAACAAGCAGAACAGCGUGCAACUUGCAUUGGAUCAAGGCCUCAAUUACAAGGGCUCAGCUGCUCAGUUGGCUUCGCAGCUCCCUCGGCUGCUUGACUUCCGGAAGCUUAGGCCGAAGGCCGGUGAGGAGGAGGACAUGUCUACGCGUCCUAG